GCAGGUGUGUUGAUAUGCACAUUUGCCAUUGCAAAAGCAAGUCCAAGCCUCCUUAGUCGCAGGCUACCUUUUUAAUAUUGAGUAAUGUUAGGUUGAGAGAACGAGGAAAAUGAAAAUAAUUUAGUUAUUAUUUUGAUUUUAGUUUUAUUUAUUUCAUUUUUAAAUCAACAUAUUUACUAUAUAAUCAACAUUUCAUUUCAUUUUAUUUAAACUCCAAUUUUAGAAGUUAUUUCUUUUACAAACAUAAUUUUAAAAAUAAAAAUAAUAGUUUCGUACCCUCAAUAAAAUGUUAAUUUUAAAUUUUUUAAUCGAAAUCUUUCCCUUUGAAGGGAGGGACAAUAUCUCGGAUUUAUCGUUGCUUCGUCUCGUCGUUGCUCUGAUUCGGAACCCAUUUUCUGUGUUCCAAUCUCUGCAUUCGCCAUUCCAUCUUUCAGAUCAGCAUAGUCGGGGUAGAUAUGGCAGUCAUUUCGACAAUGAUGACUAAGCAGCAUCUGCUGACCUACAUCUACCUUCUAGUUUAUGUUUCGCUUUCAUCAGGGGUUAUUCUGUACAACAAGUGGGUUCUCUCCACGUUGUACUUUAAUUUUCCAUUUCCAAUAACACUCACUAUGAUCCAUAUGGCCUUUUCUGGUGCGGUGGCCUUUUUGCUUAUCCGCGUUCUGAAGGUUGUGUCACCCAUUAAAAUGACAUUUAAUAUAUAUGCUACUUGUGUGGUCCCUAUAAGUGCCUUCUUUGCAGCUAGUUUGUGGUUUGGCAAUACUGCUUAUUUGUACAUUUCUGUGGCCUUCAUCCAGAUGCUUAAAGCACUGAUGCCAGUGGCAACAUUUCUCGUGGCUGUUAUUUGUGGAACUGAGAAAUUGAGGUGUGACGUAUUCUGGAACAUGGUGCUGGUCAGUGUUGGAGUUGUAAUAUCCUCCUAUGGGGAAAUUCAUUUUAAUGUACUUGGUACAGUUUAUCAGGUCACAGGAAUAAUUGCUGAAGCGUUGAGGCUGGUUUUAACUCAGGUUCUUCUUCAAAAGAAGGGCUUGACUCUAAAUCCCAUUACCAGCUUGUAUUACAUAGCACCCUGCAGCUUUGUAUUUCUUUUUAUCCCAUGGUAUAUCCUUGAGAAGCCUGAGAUGGAAGAUCCACACAUGCAGUUUAACUUCUGGAUAUUUUUCUCAAAUGCUCUUUGCGCUUUGGCGUUGAAUCUUUCAACAUUCUUAGUGAUUGGUAGAACUGGGGCAGUAACUAUUAGAGUGGCUGGAGUUUUGAAAGACUGGAUACUUAUCUCUCUUUCAACUGUCUUAUUUCCUGAAUCAAAGAUUACUGGGCUUAAUAUUAUUGGCUAUGCUAUUGCUUUAAGUGGUGUUGUUUUUUACAACUACCUGAAGGUCAGGGAUGUUCGUACAUCUCAACUUCAAAAUAGCCAAGAUGAAUCAGCAAAGGAGUUGUUGAUGGAUAAAAAAGCUGAUGAUGAUGUGGGUAACAUCGAGGAAACUUUGUGGAAUGAUUCAGUUACUGACACUCAUUUGGAUGAAGAAGCACCCUUAAUGUCUUCUUCACGGAUAUCUCAUUUUGGAAGAAAGCCAGCUUAGUGGCAAUCUAGCUUAGAGGCUAAGAACAUCUCCUAUUGGAAGAAGCCAGCUUAGCAGCAAUCUAGCUUUUAGAGACAAUGCUUACAGGAACCAAAUCAAAGUAUCUGUCUUAACCUUUCUUCCCAAAAGGAACACAACGCCUCCUUCCAAAAGAGGAGGGAAAGAACAGAAAGAGAAAGAAAACAGCGGAGGAAACAUAGAUAUUCUUUUGGCAGAGUUGAUUACUUUCAAGUUAAAAGUACUAAUCAAUUCAUUCUUGUAUAGGCUAGGCUUGACCAUGCAGUGAAGGUUCUUCUUCCAAAUUGACCUCUUAUAACUCUGAUUGAUGAUUCUUGAAUUACAAGUGUAGUCAAUAUUCCUAUUUUUAACUUUUUUUCUCGACUGAUGCUAACUAUUGAUUUAAAUUUAGUUAAAAUUUGGAAUUGAUAUUGUUCGACAACUGCUGUGGCUCAAUUAUCUUUUACUGUAACCAACUA
Messenger RNA from Abrus precatorius (Indian licorice), 2053 nucleotides. RefSeq names its product probable sugar phosphate/phosphate translocator At3g17430. Gene Ontology annotation, molecular function: antiporter activity. The coding region runs from base 456 to 1577 and encodes 373 amino acids. Lineage: Eukaryota; Viridiplantae; Streptophyta; Magnoliopsida; Fabales; Fabaceae. The record is from RefSeq and is a predicted model, not a curated record. The transcript has 10 exons. Gene Ontology annotation, cellular component: endosome; Golgi apparatus; trans-Golgi network.